AUGAUUGAAUUAACCGCUGGCCGACGUACCGGUCUUCAUAGAUACACAUUUCCUCCUUCUGAUCAUGCUCAUGUCAUCAUUGACUUGACUCAUAUUCUAACUCAAGGUUGGGGGUCUGUGUUUGGUGUUUCUUUGAAUAUAUCAUACUAUUACCGUAUUCUCUAUGUUUAUUUAUAUUCUUCUGAUAAUUUUAUUAGUUCCCGUUGGAUAAAUGGUGCGAUAUAUUCUGUUUCUCAUAACCAAGUUAAAGGUAUAGGUCAAUAUACUGGCGGUUGGAACAACGGUGGUCCCUAUAAAGUCUAUUUCUGCUCUCAAUUCGACACAAAUGCUACUGGAUUUGCAACGUUCUGGGAUGGUUCCAUUACUAAUGGUUCGACACAUCAAGUUGGUGGUAAUGAUUUCUCGUUAGUCGGUAUAUCUUUUAUUUCUGCUGAUCAAGCUUGCAAAAGUGCUGAAACGGAAGCACCAGAUUUUGAUUUUGAUGCUACACAACAAAGUGUGGUGGAUGCAUGGGAAAGAGAAUUAUCUAGAAUUAGAGUUGAUGGUGGAUCAACCGAGUUGCAAAAAAUCUUUUACUCUACUGUUGAUAUAGUUCGAUCUCUUAUUGAUAUAUAUGAACAUGUUGGAUAUAUGCCUGAUGGACGAAGUGGAAUGUAUAAUGGUAUAACACAGGGUGGUUCAAAUGCCGACAUGUUGGUGGCAGAAUUAUAUCUGAAAAAAUUAGGGAUGCAUACUAUUGAUUGGAAACUUGCAUACGAGGCGCUAUUGAAAGAUGCAGAAGUCGAUCCAUGGGAGCAAGGUCUUUAUGAAGGAAGGCUUUUUCUUACGAAUUAUAAAGAGCUUGGUUAUAUUCCUUCUCCUGUUCAUCGAAGGACUGCUUACGCUAUUAAUCCAUGCAGCAGAACUUUGGAAUAUUCGGCCAAUGAUUAUUCAAUUGCUCUUAUGGCUAAAGUUUUGUAUAAAAAUGGUGGUGAAACACCAUUUUAUGAGGGCACUUCUUGGGAAUAUAGCCUUGAUAUACCACAUGAUGUCAAAAGAUUAAUCUCAUUAUCAGGUGGUCCGGAUGCUUUCGAAAAACGUCUUGACGAAACCUUUUCAUCUGGUUACUUAUCUUCAUUUUACAAUAUCGGUGCCAUGGGAAGUUGGUUUGCCUUCCAUGCAAUGGGAAUAUUUCCACUCGCUGGCCAAGAUGUUUAUCUCAUCAAUUCUCCACAUUUCGAACAAACAACAAUUGUUUUAUCAAUAUUUCCUAUGAUAACAUUUACUAUAAAAGCAAAUAAUUUAUCAAAUGAUAAUAUAUAUGUACAAUCUGCAAAAAUUAAUGGUAUAGAGUGGCAUAAAACUUGGUUUAAACAUAGUGAUAUUGCUAAUGGUGCUAUUUUAGAAUUAGAAAUGGGCAACAAAGUUAGUCAAACUUGGGGUAUUAUUGAUGCAAAUGGAAGUCCUGUGCCAUAUCCACCUAGUUUAAGUGAUGAUAUAGAAUAA
Molecule: messenger RNA, 1485 nt
Organism: Racocetra fulgida
Lineage: Eukaryota; Fungi; Glomeromycota; Glomeromycetes; Diversisporales; Gigasporaceae
Source: the annotation of a GenBank genome assembly